CAUUGUGCAAGACAACCAACUAGCAGGUCUCGCCGACAGAUUACCAAGUGAUGACAGUCUUCCUGCUUCCUUGCAGGGUGACGUACAAGCCGCCACCUUCUUCGCAUCUUCACCCUUUUCGCUGCCUAGCGAUAUACCCACGCAUGCAGUUGCAUCUCACAUAACUGACGAUCCUGUCGUCAGUCGCGAUAUGAACAAACAUAUCAUCCACCCACAACAGUUCCUAUGCGCACGCCAAGACCAUCCACUUUUGUGCGCGGGCCAUCUCACUCCAACCGUCCCCCAAUUCCGUCCAAUGCCACUCUCUAUCAGCAGGCCUCAACCCGCUCUGCAGCAAUUUGGCUCGCCUCCUCCGUUGGAGUCCCUCAGCCCGUCGGGGAUAGGUUCUAAUGGUGGAAGUGCAUUUGCCCCUUCACUAUCUCAUCCCAGCAAUGCGCAAGUCGCCAAUUCAG
This is a messenger RNA of Acaulospora colombiana, 452 nucleotides long. NCBI's taxonomy places the organism in Eukaryota, Fungi, Glomeromycota, Glomeromycetes, Diversisporales, Acaulosporaceae. The record is from the annotation of a GenBank genome assembly.